GGAAGAGCUUAAAAAUAGGUAGGAGAAACUCACUGUGUGGGCUCCAUAGAGGUUGUCAUUGUCACUGACUGUCUCCUUGUAACAGUGAAAGACUAGAAAGCUGAGCCUUUUCUGUUUAUAAUGUCCUACCUGUAGGUGCAGUGCCGUCAAGUGAAAAAGCUGUGCUGGUGGAUCCAAAGCCUAUUCUGAAGGUGCUGCUGUGACUACAGUUCAUCUUGUGGCCUGAAAAGGAAGUCAGAGGACGAGGAGGAAUUGGUGGCUCUUCAAGUGCAGUGCUGCUCAGAAAAGAGGCCUUGAUGGUGGACUAAAAUCCUAGUCUGAAGCUCCUGCUAUGAAUCCUCUUCAUUUUCUGGCCUAAAAGAAAACUGAAAGAGGAAGGAAUGGCAGUUUCUCAGUGCUCAGUGACCCAUGAAGACGUAACUGUGAUAUUCACUCAAGAGGAGUGGGCACUAUUAAAUUCUUCAGAGAAGAAACUCUACAGAGAUGUGAUGUGGGAAACCAUUGUGAACUUUGUCUCAAUAGACAAAUUACAAGGGGACCAUUCUACAAAAGAGCAGCAUAACCACCAAGGAAGUAAACAAAGCAAUAUAGUCAAAAUCACUGACGCCAAAGAAAGAAGUCAAGAUGGUGAACAACCUGAAGAACGUGAAGUAGACAAUCAAGUAUUCACUUAUUAUAGUUAUCUUCAAAAGCAGAAAAUAAUCCCCAUUGUAGAGAAACCUUAUGAAUGUAAACAAUGUAAUAAAACAUUCAGGCGAUGCCCUGAUCUUCGGAAACAUGAAAGAACACACAAUGGAAAGAACCCCUUUGAAUGUAAACAGUGUAGUAAAACAUUCAGUCGAUCCCAUAGUCUUCAGAUCCAUGAAAGAAUUCACAAUGGAGAGAAGCCCUAUGAAUGUAAGCAAUGUACUAAAACAUUCCGUCAAUCAAGUCAUCUUCAGACACAUGAAAGAACUCACAAUGGAGAGAAACCCUAUGAAUGUAAACAAUGUACUAAAACAUUCAUAUUUUCCUCUUCUUUUUGGACCCAGGAAUUGACUCAUAGUGGAGAUAAAUCCUAUGAAUGCAAACAAUGUCAUAAAGCAUUUAGAUUUUACAGUUCUUUUAAGACUCAUGAAAGAAUUCACAGUGGUGAAAAACCCUAUGGAUGUAAACAAUGUUCUAAAACAUUCAAUCAAUUAGGUAAUCUUCGAAUACAUGAAAGAAUUCACACUGGAGAAAAACCCUAUGAAUGUAAACAAUGUACUAAAACAUUCAGUCAAUUAUCUAAUCUUCGAACACAUGAAAGAAUUCACACUGGAGAAAAACCCUAUGAAUGUAAACAAUGUAGUAAAAUAUUCAGUGAAUUCAGUCUUUUUAGGACACACAAAAGAACACACAGAGGAUUGAAACACUACGAAUGUAAACAAUGUACUAAAACAUUCCGUCGACUCAGUCGUCUUCGGAUACAUGAAAGAAUUCAUACUGGAGACAAACCCUAUGAAUGUAAACAAUGUCAUAAAGCAUUUAGAGAAUCCAGUUGUCUUAGGAAGCAUAAAAGAAUUCACAGUGGUGAAAAACCCUAUGAAUGUAAACAAUGUAGUAAAACAUUCUCUCAAUUAGGUAAUCUUCGAACACAUGAACGAAUUCACACUGGAGAAAAACCCUAUGAAUGUAAACAAUGUAGUAAAACAUUCAGUCAAUCAUGUUCUCUUCGGACACAUGAAAGAACUCACAGUGCAGAGAAACCUUAUAAAUGUACACAAUGUAAUAAAACAUAUAAAGAUUCUAAUUCUUUUAGGAUACAUGAAAGAUCUCACAGUGGAGAGAAACCUUAUGAAUGUACACAAUGUAGUAAAAGAUUCAGUUGUUCCCGUUAUCGUCGGAGACAUGAAAGAACUCACAGUAGAGAGAAAAAUUAUGAAUGUGAACAAAGUAGUAAAAUCCCAGAAUGUCCCUCUACUCUUCAGGUAUAUGAAAGAAGUCACAGUGGAGAGAAACCCUAUGAAUGUAAAGAAUACAGUCAAGCUUUCUAUUAUGUCACUACUAAUUGAGCAUAUGAAAAUAGGCACCAUAGUCAAAUCAGUAAUCUUGGAACAAACGAAAUCGCUGACAGUGGAGAGAAAUAAUGACAUUUUAAAUGAUUGGAGAUUACAGUUCGAUAUGAACAAGUGAACACACCUGUGACUAUUAUAUAAAUGUAAGGAAUUUAAGCAUUUUAAUUGUAAUAUGAGAAGCGUUUAUGGUACAUAAACUUUAAUAAAUUUGAAUACUGAUUAAAUAUUCUAAUAGACUGACAUUUUCACACAUCUGAAUUACUAACAUUAGAAAAAAUAUCAGUGUAGUAGACCUUAUAGAAAUACAUUAUUCAACUACUAAAUAAUUCAUACUGAAGUAAACUUAUUGAAUGUAAAUCUGUUAAAUAGUAAUAGGUACGUUGUGAACCUUUAUAUUUUUUGCAGAAGUUGUAUCUAUCUUGUGGAAAAGUACUUUUGUUCUAUAAUUUUGAUUCUCAGGUUAUAAGCAGUGAAGGAGGGCUUCAGAUGUCUCUGCCCUCUUUCCACUCAAUUUUUAUCUACCUAUCAAAGUAAAUAAAAGUUUUAAAAAUGA
Erinaceus europaeus (western European hedgehog) is the source of this 2589-nucleotide messenger RNA. Its product is annotated as zinc finger protein 709-like. The record is from RefSeq and is a predicted model, not a curated record. Gene Ontology annotation, molecular function: RNA polymerase II cis-regulatory region sequence-specific DNA binding; DNA-binding transcription repressor activity, RNA polymerase II-specific. Bases 381 to 2033 code for a protein of 550 amino acids. The transcript has 6 exons. Gene Ontology annotation, biological process: negative regulation of transcription by RNA polymerase II. NCBI's taxonomy places the organism in Eukaryota, Metazoa, Chordata, Mammalia, Eulipotyphla, Erinaceidae.